AUGGGUAAAUCAAUUGGAAUUGAUUUGGGUACCACAUACUCUUGUGUGGCACAUUUUGCUAAUGAUCGUGUUGAGAUCAUAGCUAACGACCAAGGUAACAGGACGACUCCAUCGUUCGUCGCCUUUACCGACACUGAAAGAUUGAUUGGUGAUGCUGCAAAGAACCAAGCUGCCAUGAAUCCAGCUAACACUGUUUUCGAUGCCAAACGUUUAAUCGGUAGAAAAUUCGACGACCCGGAAACUCAGGCCGAUAUUAAGCACUUCCCUUUCAAAGUUAUCAACAAGGGGGGAAAGCCUAAUAUCCAAGUCGAAUUUAAGGGUGAGACUAAGGUUUUCAGCCCCGAAGAGAUUUCCUCCAUGGUUCUAACAAAAAUGAAGGAUACUGCUGAGCAGUAUUUGGGUGAGAAAAUCAACGAUGCAGUUGUCACUGUUCCUGCUUACUUCAAUGACUCUCAAAGACAAGCCACCAAGGAUGCUGGUUUGAUUGCUGGUUUGAACGUUCAAAGAAUCAUUAAUGAGCCCACCGCUGCCGCAAUUGCUUACGGGUUGGACAAGAAGGAUGCAGGCCACGGUGAGCACAACAUUCUAAUCUUCGAUCUAGGUGGAGGAACUUUCGAUGUUUCUCUACUAUCUAUUGAUGAGGGUAUUUUCGAAGUCAAGGCCACCGCAGGUGACACCCACUUGGGUGGUGAGGACUUCGAUAACAGAUUAGUCAACCACUUUAUCGCCGAGUUCAAGAGAAAGACCAAGAAAGAUCUUUCUACAAACCAGAGAUCCCUUAGAAGACUAAGAACCGCUUGUGAGCGUGCAAAGAGAACUUUGUCUUCUUCUGCUCAGACCUCCAUCGAGAUUGAUUCUUUGUUCGAGGGUAUCGACUUCUACACCUCGAUCACUAGAGCUAGAUUCGAGGAGCUCUGUGCCGACUUGUUCAGAUCCACCAUCGAGCCUGUUGAGAGAGUCUUGAAAGACUCCAAGUUGGACAAAUCUCAAGUUCAUGAGAUUGUUUUGGUUGGUGGUUCUACCAGAAUUCCAAAGGUUCAGAAAUUAGUUUCUGACUUUUUCAAUGGUAAGGAGCCAAACAAGUCCAUCAACCCAGACGAAGCCGUUGCAUAUGGUGCUGCUGUCCAAGCAGCUAUUUUGUCUGGAGAUACUUCUUCCAAGACACAAGACUUGUUAUUGCUGGAUGUUGCUCCUCUAUCUUUGGGUAUUGAAACCGCUGGUGGUAUCAUGACCAAGCUGAUCCCAAGAAACUCCACAAUCCCAGCCAAAAAGUCAGAAAUCUUUUCGACAUAUGCUGACAACCAACCAGGUGUUUUGAUUCAAGUCUUUGAAGGUGAGAGAACUAGAACCAAGGACAACAACCUGUUGGGUAAGUUUGAACUUUCUGGUAUUCCUCCUGCUCCAAGAGGUGUUCCUCAAAUUGAGGUCACCUUCGAUAUGGAUGCCAACGGUAUUUUGAAUGUAUCUGCUGUUGAGAAGGGUACCGGUAAGACUCAAAAGAUUACUAUUACCAACGAUAAGGGAAGAUUGUCCAAGGAAGACAUCGAGAGAAUGGUUUCUGAAGCUGAAAAAUUCAAGGAUGAAGACGAGAAGGAAGCCGAGAGAGUUGCUGCCAAGAAUGGCUUGGAAUCAUAUGCUUACUCUCUGAAGAACUCUGCAGCUGAAUCUGGAUUCAAGGACAAGGUUGGAGAGGAUGAUCUUGCCAAGUUGAACAAGUCAGUUGAAGAGACAAUAUCUUGGUUAGAUGAGUCACAAUCUGCUUCCACAGACGAGUACAAGGACAGGCAAAAGGAAUUGGAAGAAGUUGCUAACCCAAUAAUGAGCAAGUUCUAUGGAGCUGCUGGUGGAGCUCCUGGUGGAGCUCCUGGUGGCUUCCCUGGAGGUUUCCCUGGCGGAGCUGGCGCAGCUGGCGGUGCCCCAGGUGGUGCUGCCCCAGGCGGAGACAGCGGACCAACCGUGGAAGAAGUCGAUUAA
Molecule: messenger RNA, 1974 nt
Organism: Komagataella phaffii GS115
Lineage: Eukaryota; Fungi; Ascomycota; Pichiomycetes; Pichiales; Pichiaceae
Product: ATPase involved in protein folding and the response to stress
Exons: 1
Coding region: 1-1974 (657 amino acids)
Biological process (GO): cellular response to unfolded protein; protein refolding; vesicle-mediated transport
Cellular component (GO): cytosol; nucleus; cytoplasm
Molecular function (GO): ATP-dependent protein folding chaperone; heat shock protein binding; ATP hydrolysis activity
Source: RefSeq, a predicted model, not a curated record